AUGGCUUCUCACAGUCUUACCAACAAAGCUAUUCUUCUCCGACAACUUAUAGCAAAGACCGACAACAAGGUCUGUUUCGAUUGUGGUUCCAAGGAUCCGACAUGGGCAUCGAUUACAUACGGUAUUUUUCUCUGCAUGGAUCGUUCAUCUGCUCAUCGAAAUCUCGGUGUUCAUAUCAGCUUCGUGAGGUCAACAAUUGUAGGCUCAUGGAGCGGUGAGGAGCUGAAAACGAUGAUGCUUGGGGGCAAUAACCGCGCUCAGGGGUUCUUCAAGCAAUAUGGAUGGACCAACGGUGGCAAUAUUGAGGCCAAGUACACUUCAACAGCUGCUGAUUCGUAUAGGCAGAUUCUUGCUAAGGAAGUUGCUCAAGACAUGGCGGAAGAAACUACUACAGAAGCAUCUAAUGCUGCCAAGGAAGAGUUACCGAUACAUGAAGCUACUUCUUCGCCUAAAGCUUCUUAUUCAGUUGUUCCCAGUACGUUUACGAAACCUAUCUGUGGAAAAAGGACGGGAACAACUGGUGGUCUUCGUGCACGGAAGCUUACUACUAAUAUUAAAAUGCAAGAUUCUUUUCUUCUUUCUCUUUCGGGCGCCGGUGGUUGUACACUAGUGCUUAGCCAUGUUCCACCACCAAAGAAGUCAUUGAGCUUAUCGAAAGUUCUAAUUUCUAGGUUGAAGAAUCGGAUGAAGCAAGAAAGAAGUUUUCAAACGCCAAGUCCAUAUCCUCUUGAAUCUAGAUUUACACUUGAGAAGUUAUCGGAGAGGCUCAAAACUUUGGGCUCCGUUGUCAUUGGUGGUCUAAAAGGUGGUAUAUUCCCCAAGAAACCAGAAUAUUCUGAGAAAACUUCCACUGUACUUCAUAUUCGUUCCAUUAGUAUCGAGAAUUUGGAUAACGAUUUGGCAUCCGGUUUGGCAAAUAAUGGGAAUGCAUCUACGGUUCAUAAGGUCAUAGCUCGACGGCCUCUGCUCGAAAAGUGA
This is a messenger RNA of Arabis nemorensis, 978 nucleotides long. Lineage: Eukaryota; Viridiplantae; Streptophyta; Magnoliopsida; Brassicales; Brassicaceae. The record is from the annotation of a GenBank genome assembly.